CUACUUAUUUCCUGCACGUAAAAAACAACAGUGUGUGUGUCUGAGUCUGGGCAAAAUGUUGACAUUACAUUACAGCACAGCAGAUGUAAACCAAAACAGGUUUGACGUAUGAUGACUGACUUGAAAGGUUUUUCUCCUAGAAAAAGCCUGUGUUUACGUGGUUUAGACUAAUAAAAGAAACAGAGUGUGUAAAAUUAUCCUUAAAUAUCCGGGUUGUUUACUGUUAAGAACAAAGUAAAAAGGAGGAUCACGGGUUCUCAAGAUAAAAGUGCGAUGGACUUGAACGUCUGUAUAAUGUAUUCGCAAAAAAGGAAGGAUUAAGUCAGGCAAAAAAUACCAAAAAAUAGUGCCAAAAAAGCUACUGAGAGAGGAUGAUGAGCCAGUUCACAGUUCAAAUAAUGUAGAGAGCGUACAUAAUGGUAACAAUUCCUCAAAUUGCAUAAACACUUAUAUUUUUUAACACAAUCGCAAUUGUGUGAUCGAACUUUAAGCAUGCACUGCAUACAAGUUGCUCUACAUUCGCAGCACAUUGCAAAAGUUAUUAGGGACUUUUUUUACUCCACAAAGUUUGUUUUAACCAACAUUAGUCACCCGAUUGAAGUUCUAUUUUUAUUUAAAGUCAACAAUUAAAUACUUUAAUGUUUUGUCAAUCUUUUUUAAAUGGUAGGUUUAUGUAGCAUUGUACAUUCGUAAUUGAAAAUGUUGUUAAAAAGUAUAUAAUAGCAAUCCAAACUUAAAUCAAGCUGUCCAUCAAAUUACACGGUCUCCUUUCCAUAUUUUACGGACUUUUGAUGUGAUAUAUGAUCACUGAAAUGACCUGUGUUAUUAUUCUAUAAGUUUAGUGAUCCUCGUCAUUCGUCAUUCAAUUCAUGUGAUGUUAGAGGUGACGUGAAUGUCCAAUAAGUGGUUUAGGUUAGUUUUUUGUUUCAUAAUAGAGGAUCACGGCACGGUGGAUUUUGCUGUGCUUUUAUGAGUGACUCAUCCAGUAUUCAUUAUCGAAAAUUCCUCUUCUGGAAGUACUUUCUACUUGUGAUGAUGAGAAAACUUGGAGCAAUGGAUAUUUUUGGUGAAGCCAAUUAAAGCGAUUGCCUUUAUUUGUGAGAUUUAGUCCAUCCAUAUUGCAUCCUACUGUGACAUUUAUACUUGCGAGAUGUCGGAUAAAAAGGGAAAAAUCACUCUUGCCGGAUUGACCAAAUCCGGCAACUCCUCGUCAAACGCUUUCAUGUCUUCAUUUAGAUUCAGCCCAGAAAGUGAAAACAUUGAGGAAAUAAAGGCACCCAUUGAAAAUCGAAAUGCCGAACAGAGUUCCACACCCCCCUCACCAAAGCCAAACUCUGGUGAUGUAUCCCCUUUAAAAGAAUACUUACUCAAAGAAAAGCACAAGUGGACGAACAAAUGGGACAAGAAAUCGCUCUCUUUAGACCUCGAUCUUAAAGGAAAAUUUAAAACAGCUCUUGAAGAUAAAACUAAAUCCAUCCUAUCCAACUUUAUACCAGAAGAGACCGGAGUUAUCCACACUUCUCAGUCAAUUCCUGAAAACCUUACCAGAGUUUACAGCUCAUUCCUAACGUCGCCCUCGGACGACAAUUCCUCCUCUAGUGGUUCAGCCAAGGGCACGAAAAAUAACGACUCUAAUGGUUCACAGGAAACGCUAGACGGGGAUAUUUCCUCUGACAUUUUUAAAACUGCUUUGGGCGAUGAUAGCCAUAUGUAUGUUGAAGAAAUCGGAGUGGACAUGACAGAUCCCAAUAAUUUCGAGUUUGGUUUGACCGAUGGAGAGACAAUUAUUGAUAGAAUGAUUACGUUCAACAUUCCUGGAGAAGAUCUUCAAGAGUAUUUUGACGGCCAGCCAACUCUAUAUCAGCCGAUCGCUCUAAUAUCUGGGAUCAGAAUCACCCCCCUUGAUCUCGUCGGAGAAGAGUCAGAGUUACUCGCUCAAAGAAGCCAAGUCCCAAGUGUGGUCCAAUUUACUCCACGCACCAUCCGACCCCGUGAUGUUCGACUGUCCACCGUUAUCAUUAACAUACUUUCUUCCGUCGUCUACCACCCACUCACGAAAUAUUGGGUGGCACUCCUCGCAGCCAACUUUCUCCUUCCCCUCGGCCCACUUGCCCCCUUCAUGUGGUUUCUACUGGGGGGCUUAACCGUCAUUGUGAUGAUUAGAGGGUUGUCCGACCCGCCACAGGAAGAAAAUUACGAAAACAAUUUGACAUCAACCCAAGUACAACAACAACAGCAGCAGCAACAAACAAGGAACAACGCAGGAACGUCGCUUACUUUGUACAAUCCAAUUGGUGUACCGCAGUACAACAGAGAGUUGAAAUUUCCUACAAAAUCUCAGGGCUGGAUGACUCAAUUGUUGGAGAAUUAUAAUCCAGAAACUUGCCAUUUUAAAAUGACAAAAGUCGUCUUUGUCAAGUUAGACGGUCCUCGACUAUACUUACAAUAUCCAAAUGCAAAACAUCGAAUUCCAAAACGACGUCUCUGGAAUGAUCCUGUCCUAACUUCGUUACAUACUUUUGACAAGGUGAAAGCGUACAAUCUUACGAAUGCAAAGAUAACUAUCGUUCCUGAAGGAUUGUCUCGCAAUCGGGUGUGGAACAAAAAGUACCCCAUAUGCAUAACUCUGGCAAACCACUCGAUAAGCAGUGAUUACACCCCGUCGGAAGGACAGUCUAUGGAAGAUUUCCAGAAAAGAGACACCACUGUGAAUUAUAAUGCUGGAACUGCAGACGUUAUCGUAAAUAGCGAUCGUCCAAAAUCUACAGAAAAAGAGAUUAAGCGACAAGACGCUAGUUUCGAAACGGUGUACUUGUUUGCAAGAUGUGAUCGUGAAAAGGAUGACUGGUUUCGUCGAUUUGUCGCAGCCACAAAAAUUGGAACUGAAGCUAGUUACUACUUGCCAGCCCCACCUGACCCAAUAUCUGAAUAUCGAGAUUACAUGAGGCGAAUUUGUCCAUCCUUAAUUCCACACAAUAUAUCUGAUGGGUUUGACAAUGUCUCCCUUCCUGGUGACAUCUCCGAGUCCAGAAAACCAAACAAUGAGAAGAAUAGUCCAAGUUCCUCUAAAAAGACGACGCCAGAAAAAGACUUGCAUAACUCACAAGGGGCUUCUAUUCAGAGCGAUUUAGAAAAUAUUUUAACAGUUCCUCAAAGUCCACAAUUCCUAAAUGCCCUCCUCGGCAGACUGUUCUUUGACUUUUUAAAGUCCUCCCACUGGAAAGGAGAAGUUCAAAAGUUGAUUGACAAGAAAUUAUUUUACAUGAAAAAGCCCGUAUUCAUUGAAGGGAUUCAUGUCAAGGAGCUAACAUUAGGAAAUUCUAUACCAGUGAUAUUAAGAGCGUCUCCACCUGUAAUAGACCAUCAAGGAUUAUGGAUUGAUUUAGACUUAAACUACGAGAGCAACUUUUGCGUAUCUCUUGAAACCCAUGUCAAUUUUCUCAAAAUGGUUACGAAACGCGGAACUGCUACCACUGAACCGGAAACCGUCCCAGCACCACCAGCAGCAACAACAACGACGACGAAUCGUACUUCCGCUGAGUCUGGGAAUGCCAAUAGUCGUAAUUCCAGAAAGAGUGAUGGUCCACCCUUUGUUUACAAUAAUGGUGCCGGCAGUAGUGGUGGGAGUAUCGGAAUUGCGGCUGGUGGUAGUGCUCGCGAUAGCUCGUCUCCAACGACCGACCGGGCUGACCGUACUUCGAUCCGAUCUCAUAUCUACGACAGCGAUGCCGACGACAGUGGAGAAAGUUCAGAGGAUGAGCAUGAUUCAGAGUUGAACAACUUGAUAACAAUUAAUCCGAACCCCGAGGAUCCCACAGGGCAGUCAAAGAGCUCAAAGUUCCUAGAAAAAUUGGCAAACUCAUCCCUCAUGAAUAGAGGUUUAGUCAAGAAAAUUGUCAACAAUGUUGCUGCAACGCCACUAGUUUUGGCUGUGGAAUUAAAGGGCUUCUUUGGUACUUUGACCGUAAAUCUUCCUGGGCCACCGAACGAUCGAGUAUGGCUAGGUUUUAGAACAAAUCCGGAUUUACAAUUAGUCGCGAAACCUUUAAAAUUUGGUGAUACACAUAUUAACAUAUCUCAAGUUACUACAUGGAUUAAGGCAAAGAUACUACUCGAAUUUCAGCGAGCAGUUGUUUGUCCGAACAUGGUGGAUGUAACUAUCCCUCUCAUGGAAUUCGGCAUUCCUCGAUAGGAAAAUGGUGCUCAUUCUUUGUCAACUUGACUUGUGUAGUUCAAGGAUAAGCGAAUAAGGGUUCUUAAUUCUCUCCUCUCUGGAAAAUGAGAUGUCCGUUACCUUUAGUUCUUGUCAGUCUUUCAUCAUAAUAAGGACGUGCCCUGUAAUGUCUUUUGUGCUAAUGUAUUCCAUUUUAACUUCUCUUAUUCUCUUGUGAUCGAACAAACAUUCAGAAUUACAGACAAUUUUGUGUUAAAAGUGCUUAUACAGAAUAUACAUGUGAUACAGAAAAUGUCUGUUGCUUACUACGUACUUAUGUAAUACUUUGCAGCUUUUCUAUGUACGCAGUUUCUUGAAACAUUUCUUCCUCUUUAAUCUGUCUGUCUACAUACUUAAAAAUAUGUUACUGCUCUGCUGGUGACGAUUCCGUACUGAUUCACUGUCUGUGACAUUUCUAUUUUUGUACAUAUCUGUGAUAAAUGGUCUAUAUUAUUCUAAUUCUGUCAGGGUUUCAUAUUACAUUAUGGACUGUUUUGAUGUGUUUCCAUAUUUUGUACAAUUUUUCACGCAUGACAAUUUUAAUUUGCAACUAAAACCAAAUGAGAACAUGGUGCUAUUUGUUCAAUAUAUUUUAACAAGUGUAAAUUAUCUUUUAAUGCGCUCAAUAAGAAGUAGUGUAAGUAACAUGCAAGUGCUUCGGUAAUUGCCAAUUUGUGAACUUACUUGAUUUUAUACAUAUUUUAAAUUAGCUCAAACUAAAUACUUGAUAAUCCUGGCACUGAAAUGUUUUUAGAAAUUUUACAUGAUGAUUAGUUGAUGUUCCUACUGGUUUUCCCAAACCGUCCUCUUUUAGGUGGUCAAAAUUUUUUAUAGUGUUCGUGUUAAAAUUAAUGAUUGUACUGAAUGUUUGUAACCUUCUGGAUCGUAUCGUAAGUUAGUAAAAUCGUAAAUCGCCAAAUAAAAAUCGCUCGCAUAAUUCUGAAACAUUGAAUAAAUAAAAUGUUCGUUUUUCGUAAA
Messenger RNA from Folsomia candida, 5191 nucleotides. Its product is annotated as testis-expressed protein 2. NCBI's taxonomy places the organism in Eukaryota, Metazoa, Arthropoda, Collembola, Entomobryomorpha, Isotomidae. Gene Ontology annotation, molecular function: lipid binding. Gene Ontology annotation, cellular component: endoplasmic reticulum. The record is from RefSeq and is a predicted model, not a curated record. The coding region runs from base 1151 to 4192 and encodes 1013 amino acids. The transcript is spliced from 13 exons.